AUUCAGUUUUUCAUCCACCAUUUGGGAGUCCAAAUCCUUCUCCAUGGGGCUGCUCUCAAUCCAGUCCUUGCCAAGCCCAUGUUUAUCUUUGAGAAUGACCUGGCUCGGGUGCAGGACCUUGAAUUUGGCCAUACCGAACUUCGUGAGGUUCUCAUGGUCCCACUUUCCGAGGCUGUUCAAGUUCCUCUGGCUGGCAGCCCCUCACUCCAGUGUGCUGACUGCACCACGCAGCUUGGUGUUGUCUGCCAGCACUCAGUCCCACUGUCCAUGCCACAGGCAAAGACGUUGAUACAGGUACGAAUACAAUAUCUGAGAGACACAGACGGAAAUCUUCAGCACAUUUACAAGUUUUCGAUCUUGCUCUCCUGGAACAAUGGUGUUUUACCAACCAGCCUCGGAGUGAAGAUUAAAGAGAACCCAGGAGCUCCGGGCUGCAGUUCUCAGCGCGGACUCAGGAUGUCACUGUUGGCCAAUGCGGGGAAGGGACUCCUCCGGCUGCGGCGCCCGCGCAGUGCAGCUUCGAUCCGGGCAGAGAAGCAGAAGCGAUCGUGCUCGGCUCCAGCCCGAGUUCCGACCGGCAGGAAAGAUUCAAUCGUUUUUCUCCGGUGUUGAUCCAGCCGCUCGGGAAGAUUGGUCGCCUGCAGAACGCGCUUCGGGACUGCGGAGAAUGGAGGGACUGCGGAGAAUGGAGGUCCGAGCGGCAACGCGGGGCCGAGGAGCCGCUGGGCGGGUCGCGCUGCUGGCCGUGCUGCUGCCGCUGUGCUGCCGGGCGGCGCCGGAGCGGCUCCGCUACGUUAUUCCCGAAGAGCUGGGCAGGGGGUCGCUGGUGGGGCCGCUGGCGCGGGACCUGGGGCUGAGCCCGGCAGAGCUGCCGGCGCGUCAGCUGCGGAUUGUCUCCGGUGAUGAAAAGCGAUACUUCGUUCUCGAGGAAGAGAGUGGAAACCUGCGCGUAAACGAGAGGAUAGAUCGGGAGGGCAUCUGCGGAGACGUGACGCCUUGUGUCUUCGGUUUGGAAACUGUCAUGGAAAACCCUUUCAAUAUAUAUCACGUGAGCAUUACUAUCCAGGAUAUCAAUGACAAUGCGCCGCGCUUUGACAAAGAAGUUGUUGCUAUAGAAUUGAUCGAGUCCACUCCUCCCGGGACGAGGCUCCCCCUGGGCACUGGCAGAGAUCCCGAUAUUGGGGUGAACUCGUUACAGAGCUACCAACUUACCCCCAAUCCGCUCUUCUCCCUUGUAGUGAAGGAGGACUCUGAUGGGAGGAAACAUGCAGAGCUGCUGUUGGAGAAAAACUUAGAUCGUGAAAAACAGAAAAGCCAUAAUUUGAUACUAACGGCAGUGGACGGUGGGGAUCCAGUCCGAUCUGGAACCACCCAGAUAAAGAUCGAUGUGACUGAUGCAAAUGAUAACGCACCGGUGUUCACCAAAGAGAUCUACAAGGUUGGAGUGCCAGAAAACCUUCCAGAAGGCUCCUUAGCUUUUCAGGUGAAAGCUACUGAUGGAGAUGAGGGUACAAACGCGGAAAUCACCUAUUCUUUCAACGACAUUGCAAGCAGUGCUCGCCAGCUCUUCAGUCUGGACCCCAAGACAGGUGACGUGAGGAUUACCGGUCCCCUGGAUUACGAAGAUGUGAAAUACUAUAAAGUAACUGUUGAAGGCAAGGACGGAGGUGGGCUGAGUGCGCACGCCAAAGUGCACAUAGACAUUAUAGACGUGAACGACAACGCUCCAAGCCUUACCCUCCUGCCUAUUUUGAACCCGAUACCCGAGGAUUCAGUUCCGAGCACAGUCGUGGCUGUGAUCAACGUUCGUGACAGGGACUCCGGAGUAAAUGGGGAAGUGACCUGUAAUCUUGACGGCGACUUGCCUUUCAAACUAGAAGCGUCAUCAGAGAGUACCUACAAACUUGUAAUUGAAAAUAGCCUGGACAGAGAGGAAGUCUCUACUUACAACAUCACGAUCAUCGCCACGGACCGGGGCAGCCCGGCGCUGUCGAGCCGCGCGGAUCUGGUGCUGGAGGUGUCGGACGUGAACGACAACGCGCCGGUGUUCGAGGAGGCCGCCUACAGCGCCUACGUGCCCGAGAACAACGCGGCGGGAGAGCCGGUGCUGCGCGUGAGCGCGCGGGACGCGGACGCGGGCGCCAACGGGCGCGUGAGCUAUGCGCUGGCGGGCGGCGGCGCGGACGCGGCGUUCGUGUCGGUGCGGGCGGAGACGGGCGAGCUGUACGCGCAGCGCUCGUUCGACUACGAGCGGUGCCGCGAGUUCGCCGUGGAGGUGCGGGCGCGGGACGGAGGGACGCCGGCGCGCAGCGCCACGGCCACGGUGCGCGUCUUCGUGCUGGACCGCAACGACAACGCGCCGCGGGUGCUGUGGCCGGCGGCGGGCGGGGCGGAGGGCGGCGGCGCGGGGGCGGGUGCGGGAGCGGGCGCGGGGCCGUUCGAGCUGGUGCCGCCGGGCGAGGCGGGCUACCUGGUGGCCAAGGUGGUGGCGGUGGACGCGGACGCGGGGCGCAACGCGUGGCUGUCGUACGAGCUGCUGCAGGCGCCGGAGCCGGCGCUGUUCCGCGUGGGGCUGCACAGCGGCGAGGUGCGCACGACGCGGGCCGUGUCGGAGCGGGACGCGGCCAAGCAGCGGCUGGUGGCCGUGGUGAAGGACCACGGGCAGCCGGCGCUGUCGGCCACGGCCACGCUGCACGUGGUGCUGGCCGAGAGCGUGCAGGACGCGCUGCCGGAGCUCAACGAGGACCCGGAGGCCGCCGACCCGCAGGCGGAGCUGCGCUUCUCGCUGGUGCUGGCUCUGGCGCUGCUCUCGGCCGCGUUCCUGCUGAGCGCGGCUCUGACGUUGCUGACUCGCCUGCGCCGGGCCGGGCCGCCCGCCGUCCUGCGCUGUCUGGGCACACGGCGCUUCUCGGCGUCGGGUCCCGCCGUUCCGGCCGAUUUCUGCGAGGGCACUUUGCCCUACUCCUACAACCUGUGCGUUGCUCCGGGCCGCGCCGUGCCCGAGGGCGCCUGGCUGCUGCCGCCCGCCCUGCUGCCCAGCGUGCCCGUUGAGGAGCCGCUCAGCGGGGAACCCUGCGGGAAUCGAAGCCCGAGUGACAGCGCCGGCCCGGGAGAUCAGCCCGACCACCUCCGCGCAUCGCAGAUGAUUGUGCAGAAUCACUUAUGAAAGAAACCGACAUACUGUACUGCAGAGCUUGUGGAAAUACGAGUGAAGCUUCAUGAAUGGAAAGAUUAAUGAUUAUUGAAUGUGGUGGAGUAAGGGCUGGGCAGGUUGUCCUUUGGAGGUGCCUGUUUGGCUGUUCUGAAGAUCAAAGAGAAUCAUUAAAUUUGGGGGCAUUUGAGAAUGGCUGCAAUGUUCCGUGUUUGUAGGGCUCUUGGAAGAAAGAGAUGUUUGACUGGUGUUUAAUAUUGGCUUAUUGAGAAUGGAGGAAUCUCUGUCUUUGGUAGCUAUGGCAACAGCCUUUUGUUCUCUUGCAUUUGGAGGACAAAUCACACAAUGAGGUCUGAAGAUUCUUAGGGCAAGUGAAAACCUUGUACGGCAGUUUACUUUUGAAUGUAUACAAGGUAGGUGUUGGUAUUCAGUCUGUCCAGGCUUUGGAUCUAGGCCUGAGGUUAUGACUCCAUGUAUUUUUCCUUCUGUUAUUCAAAUGAUUUUAAAGAACUGUGGCUAUAAUGUGUGUUUUGAGGUCUUGGAAUAGGCACCUGUGCCUGACAGGACUUCUGGAAAUAGUUUCAGGAAGAGAGGAGGUUUAGGUUGGAUAUAAGCAAGAAGUUUUUUUACAGCAAGGUCUGAAUCAGGAUGCCCAGUGAUAUGGUGAGUGCCCUGUCCUUAGAGACAUUCAAGGUCAGGCUGGACCAGGUUCUGAACAACCUGAUCAAGCUGCAGAUGUCCCUGUUCACUGCACGGGAGUUGGACUAGAUGACUUUUAAGGGUCUCUUCUAACUUAACUCUAUGAUUCUAUACGUACCAAGGCAUAUUCAGUACUGUUCAUCUUUGAAUACUUCACUUGUAUAGAUUUCAUUUCUUCCUUCUAGUUUAUGUCUCAAGACAGACCUCAGUGUGUCACAUAAUCCUUUAGAAGACUGGAAAAUAUCGCUAUAGACCUGGAGGAGCCUUUUAAGUUGAUACCUUGAACAUUUACAGAUGUUGAGACAUAGACUGUGAUAUACUUUACCUUAAAAUACCAUUGAAUGAAAUGCUCUUGCCUGUGGAUGACAUAUAUAUAUACUAUAUACUAUACUAUAUACUAUAUACAAGCCAAAUAUAUGUUCUGUGGUGUAACUGAAGGCUUUGAAUGUAUGGUACAGAGAGGGAUGGUGUGAAUUUGUACCUGGGGAAUAGUUGUCUCAGUGUGGUUUUGGCAGAGCAAUAGUUUGAUUUCAUAGUUGAUGCCAUGAUAUACAUGAUAUGCUGGGAUCCUGGUUCCUCUCUUUUAAUAGGCAUUGAUAGUUUCCUGAUUAUAAGAUAUUUGCAUGUGAACUAUGCACAUGGAACCACAAUGAAUGGCUUAUAAUUAUUAUUAUCAUUAUGGCUUAGAAUUUCUGUGUGAAACCACGUUUAAACAACAGUAUCCUCUUGUGUUGUGAUGUGAAGUUCCUACCUGGUCAAAAUUACAUUUUCAGGCCUUGGUUUCCAUGAGGUCAUGGUUCACGUUCAUCAUUUCUGGAGAAGGCUACUGCAGCUGGAACUGUGACUGUAGGAGACCCUUCCUUCUCUUGUCAGGGUCUCCAAGCACCUGAAGACGGAUCUUUAUGUGGGAAGGAAAUGAUGCAGAACAUUGAAAAGAAUGUCUCCAAAUUUCUCAGAAGUGUUUGCCUUAGAAUGAGGCCUAUGAAAAGGUUCUUGCAUCAAUGGUUCCUUCAUUCCUGUGGGCUUCAAAUAACAAUCUUUCUUCAUGUCAAAUGCUAUGCCUCCAUGAAUGUGCUAUUGUAUGAAAGAUGCUUAUAAGAUUUGGACACCAGACAUUCAUAGUCCUUUAUCACAGAAUCACAGAAGUGCAGGGGUUGGAUGGAACCACAACAGAUCAUUGAGUCCAACCCGCUGCUAAAACAGGCAGCCUACAGUAGGUUGCACAGGAGAGCAUCCAGGUGGGUCUUGAAUAUCUCCAGAGAAGGAGACUCCACCACCUCUCUGGACGGCUUCUUCCAGGGCUCUGUCACUGAUGGUGAAUACAUUUUCUUUGUGGAUGUAUGGAAUUUUCUGUGUUCCAGUUUCUCCACACCACUCCUUGUCCUAUUGCUACCUAUCAACCAAAAGAGCAUUGUCACAUGGACUUGAAUAGCACACUUGGGAUAUUUAUAAACCUUGAUGAGAUCAUCUCUCAGCCUUCUCUUCUCCAGACUGAACAGUCCCAGGUCUUUCCGCUCUUCCAUGUACAGGAGAUGCCCCAGACCCUGACCUUCAUGGUUCCCUGCUGGUCUCCUGUAAGAUCCCUAUUCUUUUUGAACUGAGAAGCCCAGAACUGGGCACAGUAUUACUUAUGUGACCUCACCAGGGCAGGGUAAAGAGGGAGGAUCACCUCCUCCUGUUUGCCACACUGUUCUUGAUGCACCCUAAUAUACCACUGGCCUUUGUGCCCACAAGGGCGCACUGCCUGCUCAUGGCCAACUUGCUAUGCGCCAGGACACCCAAGUCCUCCUCAGAGAUCUUUUCCAGCAGGUCAUCCCCUAACCUGUACAGAUGCAUACAGUUAUUAACUUCUCAGAGUAAUGAGGAAAGACCAUCUAUCUGCAUGUUACAGCUCUUUUUUUUUUUUUUUCCAAUGAAUGAUGUCCUCUUGGGUCACAUGAAUUUGCAAAACAAACCUCUUCUUAUCAAGUAUCUCAGUGUUGUGCUGAAGCACACUUUGUACUGCCAAGUAUGCUAUAUUUUCUAAAUAGCCCAUUCAAAAACGUUGUGCUUGUUCAUGGAUGUUAACACAGAACACAAAGUAUGAAACCUUUUUCUCUCUAGCAGGAGUAUAGGGAGAGCAGGCAGCUGGCUAAUGGCACGACCAUGGGAGAGGGAGAGUGUUUGCUUUGCUAACUUGUUUCUAAAGGGUGCAUUUACAUAUCUAUGGGAGACACUGACCAGGAAAGGAAAACAAGUUACAAGGAAUGUAGCACUUGGAUUAUCGUACACUGCAAGAAUGAGGAGGAAAAUGACAUUGAGAAAGGACUACAUAGACUAAUAUUGACAAUCUCUGCUGGAAAUAUCACUUCUGCCAAAAAGAGGAAGAAGUCAAAACUAUACAACAUCCAAUGCGUUACAGAAAACGAUGCCGAGAGGUGCCAUUUACAUUCUCAUCAUCAUGAACAUGUUGAAGAACAAAAAGGACAUGAACAGAACGAGUGCAGAAAGGCGAAUUCAGGCAAUCUGGUAUGUCUGUAAAAGAAACUCGCGGUGCCAGCGCUUCCACGGUUACUUUGUGGAGCCGUGCGUGCAGUGCUGGGCAGCGGCUGCGGGCGCCGCUGUUCACCACGGAGGAGAAUAAAAGCGGAGCGCUGCAGGCAGCCCCGCCCGCUGCGGCCCGGCUCGCUCUCUCGAUCGCUGUGUCGGUGUCCGGGCGGGCUCCGAGCGGCCCCGCGGUCCGGAGCGGUGCUGCAGGAAGGCGGAGGGGCGACGGGACCGGACGGCACCGGCCGCGAAAACGGAGACGGAAUAGAAGGCGAGAGAAAAGUGGAGGAAGAAGUCGGAGGCGGAGCGGCGCGGAAGCGGCGAGUGUGAGGAAGCGGCG
This is a messenger RNA of Coturnix japonica (Japanese quail), 6716 nucleotides long. Lineage: Eukaryota; Metazoa; Chordata; Aves; Galliformes; Phasianidae. The record is from RefSeq and is a predicted model, not a curated record.